Molecule: messenger RNA, 1916 nt
Organism: Frieseomelitta varia
Lineage: Eukaryota; Metazoa; Arthropoda; Insecta; Hymenoptera; Apidae
Product: TBC1 domain family member 19
Exons: 12
Coding region: 147-1739 (530 amino acids)
Source: RefSeq, a predicted model, not a curated record
UUCUAAAGAGACAGAGCACCUUUCUUAAAAGAUUUCAGCAGAAAAAUCUGCCAUUUUUCGAAUAAAUUUAUUUACAAAUGGCGAUCAUUUUUCAGGCUUAUAGUUAUAGAGUGAUUCAAACUGAUUGAACAGCAAAAAAUACAACAAUGGCGGAAAAUACGGGAAAAUCCAGGAAAAUCUCGCUACAAAAGUCUGCGGAGAGAUUAACGGAGGAAAUCCAAAGUAUGGCUAAUUAUAAAAAUCUUUACACUGAAAUUCAGAAACUUGUUGCCUCUACCGCGGUAAAAAGAGAAGAUUUCAAAAAUACAUUACUGGAGGCGUUAAAAAGUAAUGGCUUGGAAACAGAAAUCAGAAAUACUGUAUUUCAUUGGGUCAGAUCGCAGGGUUCUUUAUCAGCUGUGUCAGAAGCAUCCACGGAGGAAGUAGAUCUAACUUAUUUAAAAAAGGCUCAAAUUCAAUGGGAACGUAGAAUACAAAAAUCGUUAAAUUCAACAUGUAACGAAUUAAAUGUGCCACUGGCACGCAUUAGACCAAACGCAGAUCGUGAAGAACUUGCUGAAAAAUGGAACGAAUUAAGCACCUAUGAUAUCGAUUUAUCACAGUACAGACCUCUUUACGCUCCAAAAGACUUCUUGGACGUGCUAUUUUCUAUCAGAAAUCCUUCUUUUAAAAAACAACCAAAUGAAUUGAAUUGGGAGUUUGGCCAUAUCCAAAUUCGCGUAAAAACACUCACGCAAUUGAGACAUUUGUACGUGGAGCUAGCAAAGGGUAUGUCAUUAUUAGGUGUAAAUCCAGACAUGCCAAGUUCAGAAAAUUUCACAAAUCUAGAAGAGGAAAGGAUUUACAUUGGCGAGAAAGUAUUGAAAUCGAAUCAUGCCCCGAUAGCGCAAGAAUUCUUGAAGCGUGGAGCUCCUCGAGCUCUUCGCGGUCGCCUUUGGUCCCUUGUGUUGGGAUCCACAGUAAAACAGAAUGAUCUGGAAUAUUACGAAGAAUUAAAAAAUAUGGUGUUACAGUAUGAUAUUGUUAUAGAUAAACUGAUAAUAAAGGAUGUGCAGCUAACAGCACGAAACGACGAUCAAUAUUUUGUAUUCGAAGACGUUUUAUAUAAAACAAUGUUGUGUUUUUCUCGUGAUUCGGAAGUAUUAGCUCCAGUUACAACUGAUAGAAGUGCUGGAGGUCAAGUAAUACAUGCUGUUUUACAAGGGAAACCAGCCACUUUGGAAAAUACUCUAGUCUUUCCACCAAGUGGUGUGAUUCCAUUUCAUGGAUUCACGAUGUAUGCUACACCAUUUUGUUACCUAUACGAUGAUCCGUGCGCCAUGUAUUAUACAUUUCGAGCAUUUUAUUUACGAUAUUGGUUCCGCUUGCACACCGUUUCUAGUCACGAACAAGGUAUUGUAGCAUUAUGUUUGCUUUUUGAGAGGUUAUUACAAUGCCACGAACCACUGCUUUGGAUUCAUUGUAGAAACAUUCACAUACAACCAGUGAAAAUCGUUUUUAAGUGGAUCAUGAGAGGUUUCAGUGGCCAUUUACCACCAGAACAAUUGCUUUAUCUCUGGGACUUAAUUUUAGGAUACGAUUCGUUAGAAAUUAUACCUUUACUCGCAGUUACUAUUCUGAGCUUUCGAAAAGAAAAUUUAAUGCAAGUGAAUAACCAACAAAGCGUAGAGGCUGUCUUGGCAGAUUUGUCCUCUUUGAAAGUUGUUCCAUUAUUGCAAUUGGCUUUGUUAAGAGAAUAAUAGCGGGUGGCAAGAAGAAAAGACACGAGAUCUUGAUUUAAAUAUAAAUUUAAAAUUUAAGUACUUAGGAAUAAUUUCUCCUUUUGCGUUUGCGCAAAAUGUACUGAUAUACACCUUUAUCUCUCUUCCAUGAUUUAUGAAUUGUUACUAUAAUAAUUCAAACUACUUGGCAAUUUA